AUGAGCCCUUUUCUUUCCCAUGCUGAGGCUCUGACUGCCUCAGCAGACCUGGCUUUAAACUUGCUUGCACUUCCUUUCAAAGAAUCCCGGAACCAGAGAGAGAAGGGGAAAACUUGGCAGCAAAGAAAGCAAAGAAACUGUCCUGUCAUCCAUUGCUCUUGUAGCCAGUCAACGGUGCUUUUAUUCCACAGGUUUUGUGAGAUUCCUGUUUUUCCCACCUGGCCUCUGUGUGGAUGCUUGUACUUGACACAUUUAUCCACCCCUUCUGCGUGCCAGGAGCUGCGUCAGGCGCUUCAUAUACCUUAUUCCAAGUUGUCCUUAACCACUCUCCAAGGAAGUCUGUGUCAGCCCCUCCCAUUUGGGCCUGAGACUCAGUAG
Messenger RNA from Rangifer tarandus platyrhynchus (Svalbard reindeer), 378 nucleotides. NCBI's taxonomy places the organism in Eukaryota, Metazoa, Chordata, Mammalia, Artiodactyla, Cervidae. The record is from the annotation of a GenBank genome assembly.